Messenger RNA from Laccaria bicolor S238N-H82, 1539 nucleotides. RefSeq lists its product as uncharacterized. Lineage: Eukaryota; Fungi; Basidiomycota; Agaricomycetes; Agaricales; Hydnangiaceae. The record is from RefSeq and is a predicted model, not a curated record. The transcript has 5 exons. Bases 1 to 1539 code for a protein of 512 amino acids.
AUGUCGAGUAAUAUCAGGACCCCAUUCUUUCCUAUCGCACCUGGAGCUACUUCGACGAGGCCAGCGUCAAGAGCUGCUACCCAUCAGCUGGAUACUGGGCUUGGAAACACCUUUGCAUCGUCAGGCUUCAGUCAUGACAAAAGCAACCCGCUACACUCUUCCUCGAACGAACAACCUGCUGCUAUAUUUUCAAAAUUUGACUCUGUGUCUCACUCCACUGAUAAUGCACCUACCUCGACAACAAGUGUUAACGCAAACAGCGCUACAAAACUGAAUACCUCAGGGCUUGCCAUGGCCAUGAAGAGGAAUCACCGUGGCGGCGCUCAGAAUGAUCAGACGUCCCGGAGGUCUACGGGAACAACUGCUCAGAUCCCGCGUCCUGGGACGGCAGACCCACGUUCGACAGCUCAUCAAGAACAAAAGCUAUUCUCUCGACGAUCGAUGAACCGUGAAGUCAACUCUACUAAUCUCAUUGCUCCUGUUCCCGUGCAGGCCUCCCGUCCUCACCUUUCGCUUCUUGCUGAUUCUCAAUCGUUCUCUGGCACUACCGCGUUCAAAACACCUGCCUUGGCCAUUUCUGCUCCUCAGUCGGACAAAAAUCAAACAAGCGAUGCGCAUAUACCCACUUCAGCGGUCGAAUUUCCUUUCAAAACACCUCAAGCUCGUUUGGAAAUACCUUCGCGUCAGUCCACUAGCCCUGAGGCGUCUGCAAUCCCUACCUCAGAUACCAUUGCAGAAACCGAUGUCCCCAUUGAAACGUCCGCCAUGAAAUUCAGCCUUUCUCAUCCGGCUGGUCCACAACGACUCUUGAUCAAUCGGGAGAGCCACUACUCUCAAAAGCAAGGCGAAUUAGAGCCGCUAUCGGGACAUAUUAUCAACGAGAGUGGCCGGAUCGUCAAAUCAGUCAACAUUGCGAAUAAACGAUCCCGAGACGAAAUGGACGACUCCGAUGUUGAGGCAGAUCUGGACGGAGGACAACCAACAAAGCGACUCAAAAUUCAGAAUUCCGACGAUCGUCGAGGUCGUGAUGAGUAUUCGACGCGAUCGAAGGUUCGCUCUCCCCCUCAAUCUAGUCCUCGUCAUGCCUCCGAAUAUGGUCACCCUGGCGAGAGUCCUGAAGCUCGUACAAUAUCCCGUUCCCAUCAUCAUCAAAACGGAAGGUCAUCGACACCCAUCGAAGAACGGUACUCCUAUCGGCCGGAACACGAGCACGUGUCUCCAGAACCAAGACUGCUAGAUAGCCUACUCGGGAAGGAUGUUGAUAGCUAUUUGAAAGAGCACAUGGCCAUGUACGAUAAGUCGGUUGCUCGAUGGACAGAGUGCGAGAUGUCGGAGUGGGUCGCAGGAGCUGGCGAAAUCGCAGAGAAGUAUGGACGAAUUCUCGACUUCGUAAAAUCACAUAUGACUGCAAAACUCAAGCUGUACUCUGGUUUUCAUCGCAAGGUGGAUGACCAUAACGUCAUUCUGCAGGAGCGGGAGCAAGUCCUCGAUGCCGCAAGAAAGCGAUUGGUCAAGGAAAGCGGCAAUGUUCUCGGAUGA